AUGCAUGAUACUCAUGUAUCAGCCCCCCUUUUUGGUGCAAAUGUGUGGCAGUCUCUUGUUCAGCCGGUACCUGGUGGAGGAAUACCCUCAUCAUUGCCAGCAUUACUGUUGAAAGUGACCUUCAAGGAGGGAGGCGCGUUCGAUUAUCACAACAAAUUCGAAGAGAUCAAAGAACGCCUACGAGUGGCUCUUGAGAACACUCGACAAAACCGAGGUGUUGGGAAUGUUGAUAUGUCUACUGUUCAUCUGGACCAAUUGCCUGCUUACUCCGGCCCAGUACAUGAGUCGACUGGCGCUAACCAUGACAAUCAGCAUCCUUCAUUAAACUCUCAGGACAGCCGUGCUACUUCAGAAUCGUGUCCAAUGGGACCGCCGCCAGGCUACGAAGAAGUUCAGCAGCAGAGUGUCGCUGAUGAGCUCGAAGAAAGGUUACGUCGUGCUAGCUGA
Aspergillus bombycis is the source of this 447-nucleotide messenger RNA. RefSeq lists its product as uncharacterized. Gene Ontology annotation, cellular component: nucleus. NCBI's taxonomy places the organism in Eukaryota, Fungi, Ascomycota, Eurotiomycetes, Eurotiales, Aspergillaceae. The record is from RefSeq and is a predicted model, not a curated record. Gene Ontology annotation, molecular function: chromatin DNA binding; transcription coactivator activity. The coding region runs from base 1 to 447 and encodes 148 amino acids. Gene Ontology annotation, biological process: positive regulation of DNA-templated transcription. The transcript has a single exon.